Molecule: messenger RNA, 726 nt
Organism: Apaloderma vittatum (bar-tailed trogon)
Lineage: Eukaryota; Metazoa; Chordata; Aves; Trogoniformes; Trogonidae
Product: probable crossover junction endonuclease EME2
Biological process (GO): double-strand break repair; mitotic intra-S DNA damage checkpoint signaling; resolution of meiotic recombination intermediates
Cellular component (GO): nucleus; Holliday junction resolvase complex
Source: RefSeq, a predicted model, not a curated record
AUGAAGACUGAAGAGGAGAAAGAGAUGUUGGUGGAGCGGGAAGAUUUUUUUAAACGCCUCUUUUCCCUAACCCAAAGUUUUAUCAAUGCCUUGUCAGCGAGUCAGCCUGACCUGAACCAAGAGUUGCCUUUGGCUGAUCUAGAGGGUUCCUCCACCAAAACCUACAGCCCGGCCGUUGCUGGGCUGUGCCGGGGGAGCUCACAGCAGGUGGAGAUCAAUGUGUGUAACGGGGAAUGGGGCAGGCAGCAGGCACUUAGCCCUGGAAAGCAGAGUCCUGGCUCACAGCCUGGCCCAGAGCUGUCUACAGCUCAGGAGCAGAUACUAGAGGCACUGGUAGUGCUGCCACUGUGGGGUAACACCGGAGUGGUGUGCCUAGACAUGUGGCAGGAGUUUGGCCAGCAUGUCUCUGCACUGAUGAAGGCAAUAGCAAAAUCCUCUGUGCGAGUGAAGGACAGCACAGGACUCUGGCAGGUGUGGAAGAGACAAAUCCAGCAGUUUAACAGGAUCAGCCCUGCAACAGCAGCAGCAGCUAUAGUGGAAGCGUAUCCCUCCCCAAGCCUCCUGUUAUGGGCUUGGGAAGAAUGCAGCACAGAUGAUGAAAAACACAUCUCAGUGAAAUCGGACAUCAGCAGGCAAGACCGCCGAGCCGGGACAGACUCUUCCCACUGCAUCUACUUGUUUGUGUUAUCCACCGACCAUGACCUCAUCAUGGACCUGCGCACGUAG